AUGUUGUCUUCAUUCAUACUUGCCGUGGCUGGUGCCACGAUCUUUGCCACACAGUCGUUCGCUUAUGUUAUCCCGAGUGGCACGUCGAACACAAAGGGCGUCCUGACUCCUGAUCGGGUCCGCCGCGAUAUCACGCCCAGACAGUCCGCAAGUGCCACUGCAUCCACCACUGCUGGUUCGGGGGGGUCAGGCCUGGAGAUCAAGAUCACCAAUAGCGCAUCGGACAAGAUGUACGCCUACAUCAUGGGCGAGGACUACACCAACGGGAAGAAGGUCUUCUACCAGAACGGCGCCGCCGGUUGGUACUACCCGACCUAUUCCGGCGCGUCCAACGGGACAGCCAGCAAGAACGGCGCAGUCGACACCAGCUUCAACAACCUCGCCGUCGAGGUCGGCGGCAACAGUGACACGACGGUCACACUGACCGAGUACCUCAACUCGGGCCGGGUGUACAUCGGCGCCGCGGAGAUGACGUUUAUGCAGGACCCGUCGGGGAACCUGGUCGAGCCGUCGCCCGUGGACACGUCGGACGCCAACUACGGGUUCGCGUGGGGCAUCGUCGAGCUGGCGUGGUCAGACAUCGAGCUCGCGGCUGACCUCUCGUACGUCGACUCGGUCGGGCUGGCGCUGGGGAUGAGGGUCACGACAGCCGACGGCGAGGAGCUCUGCGACGCCGGGCUGCCGGCCGGGUCCCUGGAGAAAGUCUGCGACUCGGAUCGUGCACGAGGUGGUGGCGCCCGGUGA
Diaporthe citri is the source of this 744-nucleotide messenger RNA. RefSeq lists its product as uncharacterized. The coding region runs from base 1 to 744 and encodes 247 amino acids. NCBI's taxonomy places the organism in Eukaryota, Fungi, Ascomycota, Sordariomycetes, Diaporthales, Diaporthaceae. The record is from RefSeq and is a predicted model, not a curated record. The transcript has a single exon.